Messenger RNA from Tarenaya hassleriana, 808 nucleotides. RefSeq lists its product as uncharacterized. Lineage: Eukaryota; Viridiplantae; Streptophyta; Magnoliopsida; Brassicales; Cleomaceae. The coding region runs from base 254 to 400 and encodes 48 amino acids. The transcript has a single exon. The record is from RefSeq and is a predicted model, not a curated record.
AUUGACCGAUUGAUUGAUGUCUCCCGCCGACGCUCUGGUUGGUGAAUCGGUGAACACGUGGCCAUAUCUGAUUGGACAGAAGACCCCCGCGCGUCCAGAGAACCGAACAUCCAUCGAUUUUUCUUCCUCCUGUUCAGGGAGCUUGACCAUGGUAGGAUUCUUCUCCAAUGGCUUCUCCGGCUCACCGACUGCGCUAGAGAGAGAGAGAGAGAGAAAGAGAUCAUAAUUUCGGUGCGACUGCAGCGAGGGUAAGAUGGCGAUGCCGGUGGGAAUAGCGAUGUAUCUGGCGAAGAUGGUGUGGAUUGCUCUGAGUGGAUGGAUCUUCACCUGCGUCUCCAUAGCCGACGAGAUCGCAGGUUGUCUCAGAACCGGCGACAUCGGCGCUUUCCAUGUCGGCUGAUCGAUUCUAGAUCCAAUCCCUCUCCCGUGCGUACCUCUUCUCCUUCUCGAUUUAACACAACUGCUUCGUUUCCGUUUCCCGAUCUGGAUCGCUUCGAAUCCACUCGACAGAUAGGAAGUAUACAGGCUAUAUAAUUGAUCGAAGAAUCCUCUGUGAAUUCCGAAUCCUGCAAGUUCCCAGAUAAAUUGAUUGUAUAAGCUUGUGUCCGUGAUCGUGUUUUGCUGUGAAUAUGGAAGAUCGAACUUGGUUCGUGCAUACGAGUAUUGUUGCUGGUGUGUAAUUAGGGUUCUUGAGUAAGAAUUUCAUGGAAGGUGUGUCAUUUUCCGACACUGGUUUCUGGUUAAUGCAUAAUUCUGAGACUUUCUGUCGUUCUUUGGGAGAAAAUCCUAUGCCCAUAUCUUUCUUCAA